Pygocentrus nattereri (red-bellied piranha) is the source of this 1249-nucleotide messenger RNA. RefSeq names its product zona pellucida sperm-binding protein 4-like. Gene Ontology annotation, biological process: binding of sperm to zona pellucida; prevention of polyspermy. Gene Ontology annotation, molecular function: structural constituent of egg coat; acrosin binding. The record is from RefSeq and is a predicted model, not a curated record. The coding region runs from base 134 to 1243 and encodes 369 amino acids. NCBI's taxonomy places the organism in Eukaryota, Metazoa, Chordata, Actinopteri, Characiformes, Serrasalmidae. The transcript is spliced from 9 exons. Gene Ontology annotation, cellular component: egg coat.
UACACCAGGGGAUCGACUCUCCUCUCCGCGACUGGGGCCACUGUCCUCUCCUGUAUUUGGUCCACUGUUCCCUACACCAGGGGUUCAACCGCCCACUUCCCAAUGGGAACAACUGUCCCCUACACCAACCAGUAUGCAGGUGACUGCGAUGCCCUCAUCUCUUGCGUUGCAUUCAAACUUCAAAAAAGGCUGCAGCUUUCCUAGUGGUCAGAGAUUGCCGUGUGGUCGUCCUGGGACUACAGCUGCCGAGUGUCUGAGGAGAGGAUGCUGCAGAGACGAGGCGACUUUCGCCUGUUACUACCCCAUGGAUGUAUGUUUGGCCGACAGGCAGUUCAUCUUUGUCGUUCCCUCCAACGUUGCUGGUUUGCCCAUAAACCCUGCACGUCUGAUGGUGGUGGGGAGGAGUAGCUGUAAACCAGUCAUUGCCAACAGAGACUUUGCCGUUUUCAAGUUUGGGGUGACGGAGUGUGGAACACAUUCUUACCAAAUUGGAGAAACAACCGUUUACUUGGCUGAAGUGCAGUCACCAAUCAGGAAGCGCGUCCUGCAGUACGGCAUCAUUACCAGGGAUAUUCCUGUCAGGCUUAUGGUUGAGUGUCGCUACUCAAAGGGCAGUUUGGACCUUGCGGACUCUCCGGUCCUUGCAGACCCUCUGGCGCCGCAGGCUUCUCAAAGCCGUUUGAUGAAGGGCUGGGCUAGUGCUGGAUACAUGGUGAAGAGUGCCAGCCUGCCAGCCUUGGUGAGGGCCAAGGGACUGUAUGGAGUCCAGCUUCGGAUUGCGCAGGAUGAGACCUUCACCAAAUUCUGCUCUGAGGAUCACCAGCCCCUGAAAGUUCUCCUGGGUAAACCUGUGUACCUGGAACUGCGAAUAAACGCUCCCAACCCUAAAGCCACUCUGGUGGUGCACUACUGCGUGGCCUACCCUCGCUCUGCUAAGAGUGCCUUGGUGCUGCUGUAUGAGGGUUGCCCCAACCCUCUCGAUUCCGACAACAUCUCGAUCCUCUACGUGGCCGGCCAAUCGCAGGAUCCCCACGUGCGGCGUUUUGAAGUGAAGGCCUUCCAGUUUAUGGACAAGUCCACCAAUAAAUACCUCAAUGAGGAGAUCUACUUCAUGUGCUCUACCGAGGUCUGUAUGCCGUCCCAGACUCCGUGUAAGGAGACCUGCUUUGAUGGCAAGUCUUCAUCUACCACAGCUGCAGAUGUGUUGAACUCAUAUUCUCAAUUAAAAGUCAAGCACUUUUAAAUUCAA